AUGGCCUACAAGGCUGAGGCAGAGACAUGGAACCAACCCUACAUCGAACCAGACUCGAACAACUACUCUGCUUACCAGCGAGACAUAUAUGGAUCCCUGCGCGCGCCUCUCUUCUCGACCAAACCAGCUGAGUGGGAAGCAUUGGCCCGCUCCAAAGUCCCCGCAGCCAACUUUGGGUAUGUCUAUGGUUCAGCCAGCAGCGGACAGACCCAUGCCGCCAACAUCGCCGCUUUCGAUCACUACCGGCUUCGCCCGCACAUGCUGGUCAAUGCCACUCGACGAGAUAUAAGUGUCGAGCUGUUCGGGACCCGCUAUCCCACUCCCCUCCUGGUUGCCCCGGUCGGUGUCCAGAAGAUCAUGCACCGGGAUGCCGAAGAAGCCACGGCCAGAGCGUGUCAGAAAGUGCGCGUGCCAAUGAUCUUGUCGUCUGCCGCCACUCGUACCAUCGAGGAGGUCGCUGAAGCAAACGCGGACGGCGACCGGUGGUAUCAGCUCUACUGGCCCAGACCUCAAUGGGAGGAGGUCACGGUAAGCUUGUUGAACCGGGCAAAGGCCAAUGGGUACAAAGUCUUGGUUGUCACUCUGGACACUUUCAAUCUUGCAUGGAGACCUACAGACCUUGACAGUUCCUACUUACCUUUCAUUUGGGGUGACGGCUGUCAGAUAGGCCAUUCCGAUCCCGCUUUCCAGAGGAGGUAUGAGGAGAUGCAGAAGCGGGAUCCAAGGACCAGCAGCGAGAAACUGGCCGAACUUUGGGCAAUGCUGAAAAGGCCAGGCUCAAUCUACGGUGCAGCUAGGGUCUUGAUGAAUGUUCAUAUGUUGCAACGAUCGAGGGCGUGGCUGGAUGUCAUGAAUUCCGGGACUUACCGUGAAUGGCCACACCUGGAAAUCCUGAAGAAGUUGUGGGACGGCCCUAUUGUUUUGAAAGGAAUCCAAACCGUGGAUGACGCCCACAGAGCCAUCGACUAUGGCAUGGACGGCAUCAUUGUGUCGAACCAUGGUGGCCGGCAAUGCGACGGUGCCAUUGCUUCACUUGAUGCACUCGCCCAAAUCGCCGCGGAUGAAAGAGUUCAGCAAUCCAAGCUGACUCUUAUCUUCGACAGCGGCAUUCGCACCGGGAGUGACGUGCUGAAGGCGUUGGCUCUAGGUGCAAAAGCCGUAUGUAUCGGUCGACCGUACAUGUAUGGGCUCGCAAUCCAAGGAGAGCAAGGGGUUGAACACGUCCUCCGAUGUUUGUUGGCAGAUACGGAUAACAUGCUUGGGAAUGUCGGUAAGAAGAGGAUAAGAGACCUUAGCAGGCACGAUUUGCAGAUUGGUCGAGACUCGAAGCUCUAG
Messenger RNA from Capronia coronata CBS 617.96, 1335 nucleotides. RefSeq lists its product as uncharacterized. Lineage: Eukaryota; Fungi; Ascomycota; Eurotiomycetes; Chaetothyriales; Herpotrichiellaceae. The transcript has a single exon. Gene Ontology annotation, molecular function: FMN binding; oxidoreductase activity. Bases 1 to 1335 code for a protein of 444 amino acids. The record is from RefSeq and is a predicted model, not a curated record.